AUGCUUCCUCUUUUCAUUAUAAUUUUUAUGGCUCAUCCAAUUUAUGGUUCAUAUCAUUAUGUUGGUUGUUAUACACAAGCAUUUCAUGAUAGUUAUUUUAUAAGUUCAUAUAUGGAACCAAAUUUAUGCUUUCAUUUAUGUAAUACACCAAUAAUAUAUUUACAAAGAGUAAUAUGUCGAUGUUCAGGUGGUGGACUUAUGCAUCAUAAUCGAUUAAAAGAUCAACUUUGUAAAAUACCAUGUAUGAGAUGGUCUAAUAGUCAAGGUAAAACAACUGAUACAUGUGGUGGUAUAAGACCUUAUUCAGCUUAUGCUGAAGAUAAAUUUUAUACUCAACAUGGUCAUUUAUUUAAUUAUCAAAUUCAAUUUUCAUCCUGUGAAUUAUGGACAAACUCUGGUUAUUAUGAUACAUUAAAAGUUAUAUUCAAUAAAACUUCUAUUAAAUCACCAUUAAAUAAAAUGGAACAAUGUGCAGCUGCAUGUCUUGAUGAAACUACGAUUACAAAAUCAAUAGCUUUCAACAAUGAUAAUAAUCAAUGUGUAUGUAUCAUAUCACGACAAGACUAUCUACCAUUUCCUAGUUCACAUUAUUUAACAAUUUUAUCUAAUAGCAGCUGUAAUCACUAUUGUGAUAAUAUAUUAGAUGAUUCAAAAGUUGAACACAAAUUUCAAUGUGGUUCAUUAACAGAUUCACGUACAUGGGCUAUAUAUGAUUUAAAUGGUUCAUGUCCGUUUGAUUAUGUUUAUAUAAAAGAAUUAAAAAAAUGUAUAUAUGCAUACAAAGCAUUUUGGAGUUCAUGUGCAUCACCAUCAAUAAGUUAUGUUUAUGAUAGAAAUAUAACAUGGAAUAUAUUUUUAAAAAUUAUUGAAAAAUUAAACUUAAAACAAUCUAUCGUUUCAAUUGAUUUUGAUGGUGAUAUUACAAUUGAUUCUUCAUGGAAAUGUUCAUUAACAAUAAAUGAUAAAUCAUAUUCAAAUUCUUCUCAAAUAAGUUAUUCUAGUUGGAGUUCUACUACACGUUAUGUAUUAGAUAAUGGUUGUUUACGUACACGUUCAUAUAUAUUGUAUUCACAUAGAUUUUUAUAUCGUUUAUGUAUAACAAAUCCAAUAAAUAAGUAUUCAAUAUCAUAUGAUGAUGGAAAUGAAAUGCCUUAUAUGAGUUCUCUUUUUCCAGAAAUAAGAUUUUGUCCAAUGAAUUGGUUUGAUUUAAAUGGACGUUGUUAUCGGAUAUCAGAUGAACGUAAAACAAUUCAAGAUGCAAGAAAUAAUUGUAUUACUACAUCAACAAGUGAAUCAAGUAAAAAUGAUAAAUCUCAUUUUUGGUUUAUUCAUGAUGAUGAUGAUGAUGAUGAUAAUGAUAAAGAUGAUUCAUUCAAAAGUGAGAUUGUUCAAUAUACAUCACAAUGGCAAGCUCGACUUGGCUUUUUUCUUCUUGAUAAACUUCCUGAUAGUGAUGAAACAAAUAAUAAAACAACAACUCAAUCAUCUAGUCUAUAUUCUAAAAAUGUAACAUCAUCAGUAUCAAAUGUUAGUAUGUAUCGUUCACCUAUAAAUGAAUUUCAAAUGAUUAAUCCAAGUGAAAAAAAAAAUUUAAGUGAAAUUGAUUAUUCAUGUAUUAUUGCUAUACGUGCUUCGAUCGAAGAAAAAGGAAAUCCUAUUUUAAAUACUACUCAAAUAAAUAAUUGUUUAAAACCAAAACAUGUUUUAUGUGAAACAAAAACAUUACUUGUUCACAAUUUUCAACAACGUUGUUUUAGUAAACCAAUAACACUUGAUUUACCUGCAUUUAUAUCAAAAUAUUUAACAUAUGAAUUAUGUUUAAGUAUUUGUCAAGGUUUACAAACAACAUUAGCUGUUAUUAAUAUUAACAAAUGUUAUUGUUUAAAUGGUUAUGCUUCAAAAGUAUUCAAUUUUACAAAAGAUCGUGUAGAAUAUCUACGACAAGAUUGUGGAAAUCCUUGUCCGGGUAUGUAA
Molecule: messenger RNA, 1974 nt
Organism: Rotaria sp. Silwood2
Lineage: Eukaryota; Metazoa; Rotifera; Eurotatoria; Philodinida; Philodinidae
Source: the annotation of a GenBank genome assembly